AUGUCUAGUGAAAACACCGGAACAGAGUUGGUAAAUAUGCCUCAGUCAGAGAUUCCUGGACAGGUGGCUCAAAAGAUACCUACAAAAGAUUUGGAGCCGGCACUGAUCACUGUGGAACAGAGUGCACAUAAAGAUGAUGGAAAUGAAAACAAAGCAUUUCAGGAGGAGGAGGCUGUUAAAACUCAAGAACACAAACCAAUGCUUACUUACAUGGAUUUUAUGCCAAAUUUUAUAUGUUCAGCUGCAGGACCAGAUGAAGCACCUACCUAUGCACGCUUUAGCUUUGUUGUUGACCAGGCUAACGAGUGGUUGAAAAUGAACAAGGAGUUCACUGUUUGGAAAUGUGAAACUGUCAGCUUCAAACUAAACGCCGAAGAUCAGUUUGACACUAAAGGAGUAUUACAUGCAGAAUCUUCAUAUGGAGUUAACAGAUAUGUAAUGGGACUAAGGCUGUGGUUGGUACCAAGAGUUUCUGACACCAUGCCUGUAGUCCAGAUUGGAUAUACAACAGCCAUUCCCGGAGAACCUUAUAUGGAUGAAGAUCAAGGUACACAAAUGAAGUGGGAGAAGACACAGGCCAUCAGCUCAGGGGGAGGUAACUCAGCACACGCCAUGUUAACAACAAUGGUAAACUCAAUUAUACCCCCUGGAACCAACAAUAAAGAAAAUAUUAAAGAAGAAAAGACCGUGGACCAGGAACAGACACCAGUGACUGAGUUUUCUAAUGAUGAUGAACCAUCAAAAAAGGACAAAGCAGCAGAGCAGCCUGAGACAGAGAGGAAAGACAUUGCUGCUCAUCUUUCUGAACCAACUCAUAGAGUGUCUGCAUCAUACUAUUCUACAAUGACCUCAACUGUUAAAGGACUAAACAAACAACUCACACGCAAACCUCUACCAGGUGUGAUAUUGAAUGUGGAGAACCUGACUCUGAGAGCAUCCUCUGAGCAGUCUAGGCCACAAAUUGUGAUGGAUCCCGAAUGUACAAGCUGGGCCGAGGUGGGCCGUAGGAACACUGUCUUUGUGUUUGCUAUCAGGAUUUUCUAUCUCAAAGGAAGAGAGGAAUUCUGCACCAUUGGUUAUCAUGAUGAACUCCCAGACAUGCGGAAGUCGGGGGCUACAAUUAAGUUUGGUCCUUUCAGCAAUGUAGUGUACAAGAUGGGAGCUUGGCUCAAACAUCAAAAGAAUAUCCGUGUGGUGAACAUGCAGAGUGUAGACAUACAGUGUAACCUGGACCAGACAAAUGUGUACCAAGUGAAAACUGAUGUUUCUGGCUUUAUGGAGACUGCUCACCUGAGCACCAGGUAUGCCAAGGUACUGCGUCUGUUUUAUGUGACAACAGCUAAGACAGAGAUGCCUCCUUAUACCUCUCUUCAACUGAAAACACGGCUGUUUGCCCCAGUUAGACGAGGAGAGAAGUCAUUUGAAUCCUUCCCAAAAACCAUGGAACGGGUCAUCAAGUGGCUGGACUAUCUGACAAUGCCACCGUUCUUUGUGGAGACUGUUGCCUAUCAGAUAUACACCCAGGGUAGUGGUCAGGCUGUUAUACCAGACAAAGUUGACUGUAGUGUGAACAGAAACUCCGGCCGUCACAUACUCAAUACCAUCAGACUGUAUAUGCCUUCAGAAUUUAUAGAACCACCACCAGAAAUUGCACCAGAUGUUGCUACUGUUGACCAAGGCUGGGGCUGUUCUAUUUCAUGA
Molecule: messenger RNA, 1701 nt
Organism: Ylistrum balloti
Lineage: Eukaryota; Metazoa; Mollusca; Bivalvia; Pectinida; Pectinidae
Exons: 9
Coding region: 1-1701 (566 amino acids)
Source: RefSeq, a predicted model, not a curated record